AUGGAUGGAACGAGGGAUGAUGGAGAAAGGUUCGGAAGGGGUGCGGCCGCGACGCGAGCAAUCAGCCCACGAGUCAGAAACGCUGCGGCGGUUACGCUGAUCCUCUUCACGCUCAGCCUUUACAUCGAUGGGAAACCCUUCGAGCCGGCGUUUACAACGAUGAUUAAAUCGCGCCGCUGUUUUUAUCGCAAUUUCAGUGUUACAAAAAUUUCAAUCAUAACAGAUCGUGACGGUGCAGAACUUUUCAAUGAAUUAUAUGCAGACGCUUUAUCUGAUUGUUCGAGUGAUUUUGAAAUUUUGUAG
This is a messenger RNA of Heterotrigona itama, 303 nucleotides long. The record is from the annotation of a GenBank genome assembly. NCBI's taxonomy places the organism in Eukaryota, Metazoa, Arthropoda, Insecta, Hymenoptera, Apidae.